Molecule: messenger RNA, 2187 nt
Organism: Polyodon spathula (Mississippi paddlefish)
Lineage: Eukaryota; Metazoa; Chordata; Actinopteri; Acipenseriformes; Polyodontidae
Product: seizure 6-like protein
Exons: 5
Coding region: 1-336 (111 amino acids)
Biological process (GO): synapse maturation
Cellular component (GO): neuronal cell body; endoplasmic reticulum
Source: RefSeq, a predicted model, not a curated record
AUGGACGGUCCACCUCAGAGAGUGGAAGAUCCUUACUGGACUUUUUGUUUUUCAGAGAACCAGGAGAGCUUUGAGCACACGCUGGAAGUAGCUGAAGCCGCAGCGGAGUCCUCUCUGGACGGAGGGAACAUGGCACUGGCGAUCUUCAUCCCCGUCCUCAUCCUCUCUGUGCUGCUAGGAGGUGCCUACGUCUACAUCACACGGUGUCGAUACCACUCCAACCUGCGACUGCCCCUGAUGUACACCCAUCCCUACAGCCAGAUCACCGUGGAGACGGAGUUCGACAACCCCAUCUAUGAGACAGGGGAUACGAGAGAGUACGAGGUUUCGAUAUGAGAGAAUCUUGCAACCCCCCCCCCCCUCCCCCCCCCGAAGAUAUUGUACAUAAUAAAUCUAAACAAGGACUGACUCUGGAUUCUGUGUGAUCUCCUGGACUAAUCCCUCUGUGAGGAACUCCGAGUCCAAGACAACAACCCAGCCCUGUCUGAGAAGCUAAAGAGAGAGAGAGAGAGAGAGAGAGAGAGAGAGGGAGCGAGCUCAGUCAGGCCCCACUCUCCAUCUCUCGUCUGCUCAUUUCCUAUAUUUAUUCAUCUAUUUAUGUACAGAAAAGGGGAGGAAUAGUCUCCUCUCUUGGGUCAGAGCAUGAAAUGAAAUGUUUUUAGAAAUGCUGUAUUACUCCUGCAGUCGAUCGCAGUCAGACUUGUAUCAUGAGUGGAAGAGCUAUAGAAGGCUAUAUCUUGUGAACAGCCUUUGUGGGUCUUGUGACGUGUUGUGAGAUGCUGCUGUUCAGUGUGUGAUGUCACAGUAGCUCAGGGUGACCAGUGUUCUGUGGCACUGACACCCUGGUGUGUUACUGAUCCAGGCUCCACAAUGCCUCAUCUUCAUUGUAUUAAAAUAAUCAAGCUGUGCAUUUCAUUAGAAGACUCAAUCCAAUCCUCCAGUGGGUGCUGGGCAGACAUUAUAAUUGCACAUACUGUAUAAGAGGUCUGUGUGCUCAGUUUGAUAGUAUUCCAAGAUCCUUUUUGACUGCCGCUAUCCUACCAGUGUUUACAGUGCAUUAAUCUUUCGGUAUCAGACUCUAACAAGCACCCCUUCCCUGUAACCCUGCCUAGACGUUAACCUGGACCUCUUAACCCUGCGGUGUUGAUUGCAUGGAGAGGCAUGGUAACUUUAAACACAGGUUGGAAACGCUUAAUCCUGAGGAGGGGGCUGACUGAACUCUAGCCAGACCCUCUUUCUUUAAACCAAGCCUGGAUUCCCUCAUCUCAUCCUGCAGUAACACUUGAGCACCAGCAGGGGUCUGACUGACCCCUCUCUACACGGCAGAGCCCAAAGCUGCAGACCGUUCCAGUAGUGUAGUACACAGGAGAGAUAACGCUAAUCCAAUGCAGUGAUAGGAACAUCUCUACACAUUGUGGGUUAUUUUUAAGCAUUGAAUCGGUUGAGUUAGCUACUCUAGGGUGGCUGUGCUGUACAGAUGCUUGUUACUGGAGAUCAUUAAAGUUCUGGUAUUGAACAGAUGCAUUUCAUUCAGGUCCGGGUUUGGACUUUAAUAUCUUGACAGAGUUUAUUCAGAAUGACUGGAAACCCACUAUAGCAGUGAAGGACGACACCAGCACCACCUUUAAGUGAGCGAUCAUCUAAAAAAGAACAUCUCUCUGAAGGAAGGGUCUGUCCAUUGAAGAGAUUCAGGUGCAGCAGGAUAAAGGCUAUAAAUGGUUGCAUGUUUUAUACGGGACAUCCCGGCAGCGAUAUUCAAAAAAGGGGUCCCAGGACUACUGCAUCAAAAACCUGGAUGUUAACUUGCAAGCCACCUUAAUAAACACCAUGAAUAGGCUUUUGGAAACGAGAUGAAUGGUGGACCUGGUAAAAUAUAUUAAAACAUUCACCGGAGUUUCAAAUCAAACGAAAAAGUUUAUUUUACGUUUUCCGAAAGUAGCAAAACUAUUUUAAUGUAAAUAAAAUAAUAAUAAUAAAAAAAAACUGAACAAUAAUUCACUGCAUUGAUUAUUUCAGUAGAAAGGAUUUGCGCGACUUCCUUUCAGAAAUGUGGGUGUGGGAGCCAGCAUUGUGAUAAUGUGACAGAGUUCUCAAUGCUGUCCCGUACUCUUCAGGGCUCCAGCCUGUCUGAGUGCCCCUCACUGAUUAGGGUGCUGAUACAGUGAUCGGCUCUAGUGUUUUUAAACA